This is a messenger RNA of Paramecium tetraurelia, 1749 nucleotides long. RefSeq lists its product as uncharacterized. NCBI's taxonomy places the organism in Eukaryota, Ciliophora, Oligohymenophorea, Peniculida, Parameciidae. The transcript has a single exon. The record is from RefSeq and is a predicted model, not a curated record.
AUGUUAUUUUUAUUAAUUACCAUUGUAUUGUCUAAGGAAGAUCAAAGCAUCAGGAUUUCACAGAGUUGUGCCACUUAUCUCACUGGUUAUUUUUGGAAUGGACAAUAAUGUAUUUAAUGUAAACAGCCCUCUUGUAAAUGCUAAAAGUCGCAAGGUUGUGAUACAUGUUUGAAUUAAUACUACUAUGAUUCAACUGCAUAAACUUGUACUCCUUGUCCCAAGGGAUGCAUCAAAUGCUGUAAAUCGGAUGAGUUGACGUAAUACAUCUGCACACUCUGUCUAAAUGGCUAUAUUAUGAUAAAUGGAGUAUGUCUCAAAGUUGAUGCAUGCACCCAAAUUUCAAUUCAUGGCAGAUGUCAAAAAUGUAUAGAUAAGUACUUUCUCUAAGAGAGCUGUUAAGCAUGUCCAGAAGGAUGCUCAGCUUGUGAUUCAAAGUAUUAUUGCACUGUUUGUGAUGAUGGUUAUUACUUGGCCAUUAAUGAAUAAAGUGUGAGUUGUUUGACUUGUAAUCCUGAAGAAGAUCGGGAGGGAUGCAAAUCAUGUGUUUUAGAUUCAAAGUAAUUGAUUUGUUUAGAUUGUCUUGAUACUUAUUAUUUUGAUCAAGAAAACGACAUAUGUCUGAAAUGUCCAGUUGGCUGUUUCACAUGUCAAAACCCUAGUCAACUUCCACAGAUUUGUUAUACCUGUCUAACAGGUUAUUUAUUAGCUGCUGAUGAUUCCUAUUGCGAGAAUUGUCAAUAGUAAAUUCCAAAUUGUAUGAAAUGUUCUACUAAUGAAAGAAGUAGGAAUUUCUAGUGUGUAGAUUGCAACAAUGGAUAUUAUUUAACACAGGAUUCAAAAUCUUGCUAGCCUUGUAAUAAUGGCAGCAACAACUUCAGGAGAUGCGAAUCACUUACUCAUCCUACUUAAUGUAGUGUUGGAUAUCUACUCUUUCAAAAUUCCAAUAGUUAUACUUGUGUUUUAAAUACACAUUCUUGUUACACCAUUGAUAAUAUAUAAGGUCAAUGCAAAGACUGCAAUUUUGGGUUUAAUCUAGUCUUAGACACCUCCUUGUAAAUGAGUGUCUGCAAAAACUGCACAGAAAACAUCAAAAAUUGUAUCACUUGCGAUGUUGAUAAUAGCAGACAACUCAUCUGUAAAGAAUGCAUUGAUGGUUACUAUGGUAAUCUUUGUGUGUAAUGUACAUCCAAUUGUAAAAAAUGUUUAAACGAAUCGCAAUGCCUAACUUGUUCAUCUGGUUAUUAUCUGGAUGACUCAAAUAAAUGUCAAAGUUGUGAGGUUAGUUUUUGUAUGGAAUGCACUAAAUUAAAGGAAUGCGCAAGGUGUGAAAACAACUAUGGUCUCUCUGAAUCAAUUUGCAAACCGUGUUUGUCUGGUUGUCAAAAUUGCGAUGGAAAUUUGGAAAAAUGUAAUGUUUGCAGUGAUAAAUACUAUUUGACUGCUACUGACAAUAACUGCAAAAGAUAUAAAGAAAAUUGUUUGGCUACAAAUGUCAACGGGUAUUGCUACCUUUGUGAAACUCAGAUUACCUAUGAUUAAUCACAGGAUCGUUUUUACGAUGAGGGCGAAGAGACUCCAAUAUUCGAUGAGCAAGCAGAUAGUUAAUUUUAUAUUAGCAACAAUGGUUAUUGUUUAAAAUGCAAUGAUUAUGUAACUGGAUCAUUUAAUUGUCCAUAAAUUUGCAAAGUCGAUGAAGAAUUUGCAUCACAUCUUUUACCCGCCAUAUUGAUUUUAUUAAUAUUUUAAUGA